Messenger RNA from Cajanus cajan (pigeon pea), 2515 nucleotides. Its product is annotated as phenylalanine ammonia-lyase class 2. Gene Ontology annotation, molecular function: ammonia-lyase activity. Gene Ontology annotation, biological process: L-phenylalanine catabolic process. The record is from RefSeq and is a predicted model, not a curated record. Lineage: Eukaryota; Viridiplantae; Streptophyta; Magnoliopsida; Fabales; Fabaceae. Gene Ontology annotation, cellular component: cytoplasm.
UCCACCCUCAGGAAAUCAACUACACUCCAUCACCCACGAUUUCCUAACACCUCCACAUUCCUUAACUUAAAGCUCCCACCUACCUUACCCUGUCUCCAACUACAACAUGGCAGCUAAUGGCCACGUUCAAGCUGCAGACACUUUCUGCUUAAGCAAUGGCGCCGUCGCUGCGGCAGACCCCUUGAACUGGGCCUCUGCGGCCGAGGCCCUCAAGGGGAGCCACCUCGACGAGGUCAAGCGCAUGGUGGCUGAGUUCCGCAAGCCGCUCGUCCGCCUCGGCGGAGAAACGCUCACCAUCUCGCAGGUGGCGGCGAUCGCUGCCCACGACCAGGGAGUCAAGGUCGAGCUCGCUGAGUCCGCCAGGGCCGGCGUUAAGGCCAGCAGCGACUGGGUCAUGGACAGCAUGAACAAGGGCACCGACAGCUACGGCGUCACCACCGGCUUCGGCGCCACCUCCCACCGUCGCACCAAACAAGGUGGUGCCUUGCAGAAGGAGCUAAUUAGGUUUUUGAAUGCUGGAAUAUUUGGCAAUGGUACAGAGUCCAACUGUACACUACCCCACACUGCAACAAGAGCAGCUAUGCUAGUAAGGAUCAACACACUUCUUCAAGGGUACUCAGGCAUUAGGUUUGAAAUCUUGGAGGCUAUCACAAAGCUUCUUAACAACAACAUUACCCCAUGCUUGCCACUUAGGGGUACAAUCACAGCUUCUGGUGAUCUUGUUCCUUUGUCUUACAUUGCCGGUUUGCUAACUGGUAGACCAAACUCCAAGGCUGUUGGACCCUCUGGGGAGAUUCUGAAUGCCAAGGAAGCCUUUGAAGUGGCCAACAUUGGCUCUGAGUUCUUUGAGUUGCAACCUAAGGAAGGGCUUGCCCUUGUGAAUGGCACUGCUGUUGGUUCUGGAUUGGCUUCCAUUGUACUCUUUGAAGCAAACGUCCUUGCUGUCUUGUCUGAAGUUAUUUCAGCGGUGUUUGCUGAAGUCAUGCAAGGGAAGCCUGAGUUCACUGACCAUUUGACUCACAAGCUGAAGCACCACCCUGGACAGAUUGAGGCUGCUGCUAUCAUGGAACACAUUUUGGAAGGAAGCUCUUACAUUAAAGCAGCUAAGAAGUUGCAUGAGAUAGAUCCUUUGCAAAAGCCUAAACAAGACAGAUAUGCCCUUAGGACUUCACCACAAUGGCUUGGUCCUCAAAUCGAAGUGAUCAGAUUUUCCACCAAGUCAAUUGAGAGAGAGAUUAACUCGGUCAAUGACAACCCUUUGAUUGAUGUGUCAAGGAACCAGGCCUUGCAUGGUGGUAACUUCCAAGGAACUCCCAUUGGUGUCUCCAUGGACAACACCCGUUUGGCUCUUGCAUCAAUUGGCAAACUCAUGUUUGCUCAAUUCUCGGAGCUUGUCAAUGACUACUACAACAAUGGUUUGCCUUCAAAUCUCACUGCCAGCAGAAACCCCAGCUUGGAUUAUGGUUUCAAGGGAGCAGAAAUUGCCAUGGCAUCUUACUGUUCUGAACUCCAAUACUUGGCAAACCCGGUAACUAGCCAUGUCCAAAGUGCUGAGCAACACAACCAAGAUGUGAACUCUCUGGGGUUGAUUUCAUCUAGAAAAACACACGAAGCCAUUGAGAUCCUCAAGCUUAUGUCUUCCACUUUCCUCAUUGCACUUUGCCAAGCCAUAGACUUGAGGCAUUUGGAGGAGAAUUUGAAGAACACUGUGAAGAAUGUUGUGAGCCAAGUGGCCAAGAGGACUCUCACCACAGGUGUGAAUGGAGAGCUUCACCCUUCAAGGUUUUGCGAGAAGGACUUGCUGAAAGUUGUUGACAGGGAGUACACAUUUGCCUACAUCGAUGAUCCCUGCAGUGGCACAUACCCUUUGAUGCAAAAGCUAAGGCAAGUGCUUGUGGACUAUGCAUUGGCCAACGGGGAGAGCGAGAAAAACACCAACACUUCAAUCUUCCAAAAGAUUACAACAUUUGAGGAGGAGUUGAAGGCCCUCUUGCCUAAGGAGGUGGAAGGUGCGAGGGUUGCAUAUGAGAAUGGCCAGUGUGCAAUUCCCAACAAGAUCAAGGAGUGUAGGUCUUACCCAUUGUACAAGUUUGUGAGAGAGGAGUUGGGGACAGCGUUGCUAACUGGAGAAAGGGUUAUCUCACCGGGUGAGGAGUGUGACAAACUGUUCACUGCCAUGUGCCAAGGGAAAAUCAUUGAUCCUAUGUUGGAAUGCCUUGGAGAGUGGAAUGGUGCUCCUCUUCCUAUCUGUUAGUUCAUGUUCUGUUUCUUUGAGGAGUGGUUUCUUUCUAUAUAUAUUUGUGUUGAUAAGCAUUUGGUUUGUCUAUAAGGCUAUGGCAAAUCAAUCCACAUACAAGUCUCAGUUUUCCUUGAUGCCAAGGAUCUUGUAAUUCAUAUUGUAAUAGAAUUCCAUUUGUUUGCCGUAGCUUUGGGUGAAAAUAUUAAUACAUGGCCUUCGUCUUCCAUGUCAAGGAUGUUUUCAUACUCUUGAAUAAUACAACUUUCUUUCAAAAGA